UAAAGGAGGGUAGUACUGCGGCAGCCGGCAGAGCCGCGGAGGGAGAUCAAGUGCUGAAAAGGUAGCAGUGCGGCUCGUUAGUAUCGCCGGUCUUUCACCGCAAGUAUCAGAGAGCAGAGGAAGGAAGCGCAUCCCCGCGUGAUGCUCCGCUUGAGACCGCAACAUUUCAUUUGAAAGACGUCUCACGGGGGGAAAGAUUGUAGCCUAAAAUCUUUUUGAAGGCAAGGUAUUUUGAUAUAAUUCAACGCGAGGGGCUGACACCUCUCAAGCCGUGCAUCACCUGAGAGGAGAAGAGUGACUGCGCCAACAUGGGGUAUGGGCGGUCAGACAGUUACCGCGUUGCCACCACACAGGACAAAGAUGACCGAUCCCCCAAGAAGAAGAAGGGGGGAACCAAGGACAUGGAUGACCUGAAGAAGGAAGUGCCCAUUACAGAACAUAAGAUGUCCAUAGAGGAAGUAUGCAGGAAAUUCCAGACUGACAUUGUCCAGGGAUUGACCAAUGCCAAGGCAGCAGAGUUUCUGAUCAGGGAUGGUCCCAAUGCCCUUACCCCUCCUCCCACCACCCCGGAGUGGGUCAAGUUCUGUCGCCAGCUGUUUGGUGGAUUCUCCGUCCUUCUGUGGAUCGGCGCCAUCCUCUGCUUCCUGGCCUACGCCAUCCAGGCAGCCACUGAGGACGAUCCUGCAGGAGAUAAUUUGUACCUAGGUAUUGUGCUCACAGCUGUUGUCAUCAUUACUGGUUGCUUCUCAUACUUUCAAGAGGCCAAGAGCUCCAAAAUCAUGGAGUCUUUCAAGAACAUGGUGCCUCAGCAAGCCUUGGUGAUCCGUGAGGGUGAGAAGGUACAGAUCAACGCUGAGGAAGUGGUGGCUGGAGACAUGAUUGAAGUGAAGGGAGGAGACAGGAUCCCUGCUGACAUUAGGGUUGUUUCUGCUCAUGGCUGCAAGGUUUCUGCCACAUGCUGCUGCCUGAGGACCAGUACCCCAAGGGCUUUGCCUUUGACACGGAGGAUGUAAACUUUCAGACAGACAACCUUUGCUUUGUUGGCCUCAUGUCCAUGAUCGAUCCUCCCCGUGCUGCUGUGCCUGAUGCUGUUGGCAAAUGCCGAUCUGCUGGUAUCAAGGUCAUCAUGGUCACUGGAGAUCACCCAAUCACAGCCAAGGCCAUUGCCAAAGGAGUGGGCAUCAUCUCUGAGGGCAAUGAGACAGUGGAGGACAUUGCAGCUCGUCUCAACAUACCUGUCAGCCAGGUGAACCCCAGGGAUGCCAAGGCCUGUGUGAUCCAUGGUACAGACCUGAAAGAUCUUUCUCAGGAUCAGAUGGACGACAUCCUGAGGAAUCACACAGAGAUUGUCUUUGCCAGGACCUCCCCACAGCAGAAGCUCAUCAUUGUAGAAGGCUGCCAGAGACUGGGUGCCAUUGUAGCUGUGACAGGUGAUGGUGUGAAUGACUCUCCAGCGCUGAAAAAGGCUGACAUUGGUGUUGCCAUGGGGAUCUCAGGCUCAGAUGUGUCCAAACAGGCCGCUGACAUGAUCUUGUUGGAUGACAACUUUGCCUCUAUUGUCACAGGAGUGGAAGAAGGCCGUUUGAUCUUUGAUAACCUUAAGAAGUCCAUUGCCUACACCCUGACCAGCAACAUCCCAGAGAUCACCCCCUUCUUGUUUUUCAUCAUCGUGAACAUCCCCCUGCCACUGGGAACCAUCACCAUCCUCUGUAUUGACCUGGGAACUGACAUGGUGCCAGCUAUUUCUCUGGCUUAUGAAAUGGCAGAGAGCGACAUCAUGAAGCGUCAGCCCAGGAACCCAUUCAGGGACAAGCUGGUGAAUGAGAGGCUUAUCAGCAUUGCCUAUGGACAAAUUGGUAUGAUCCAGGCUUUGGGAGGCUUCUUCUCCUACUUUGUCAUCUUGGCUGAAAAUGGUUUCCUGCCCAGUUUUUUAGUAGGCAUCAGGCUCAACUGGGAUGACCGAGCUGUCAACGACCUGGAAGACAGCUAUGGGCAGCAAUGGACAUAUGAGCAGAGGAAGAUUGUGGAGUUCACAUGCCACACAGCCUUCUUUGUCAGUAUUGUUGUAGUGCAGUGGGCUGAUGUCAUAAUCUGCAAGACCAGACGUAACUCUGUGUUCCAGCAGGGCAUGAAGAACAAGAUCUUGAUCUUCGGCCUGUUCGAAGAGACAGCCCUGGCUGCCUUCCUGUCCUACUGCCCAGGCAUGGAUGUGGCACUCAGGAUGUAUCCUCUAAAGCCUACCUGGUGGUUUUGUGCAUUCCCCUAUAGUUUUCUCAUCUUUGUUUAUGAUGAAGUCCGAAAACUCCUCCUCCGCCGGAACCCUGGAGGUUGGGUGGAAAGGGAGACAUACUAUUGAUCGAUGGAGCAUCUUUGCUCAAACCCCCCACAUCUUCCACUUAUUUCUCCCCCCUGUCACUCCAUCCCCGGCAAGACACACCUCCAAAAGCCCCACCCCCUUAAAGACAAAAACCGCUUUAAAGCAAUUUUCAUCACAACUGCC
Molecule: messenger RNA, 2500 nt
Organism: Morone saxatilis (striped sea-bass)
Lineage: Eukaryota; Metazoa; Chordata; Actinopteri; Moronidae
Gene: atp1a3b
Product: ATPase Na+/K+ transporting subunit alpha 3b
Biological process (GO): intracellular sodium ion homeostasis; proton transmembrane transport; sodium ion export across plasma membrane
Cellular component (GO): membrane
Molecular function (GO): P-type sodium:potassium-exchanging transporter activity; ATP binding; ATP hydrolysis activity
Source: RefSeq, a predicted model, not a curated record